Molecule: messenger RNA, 401 nt
Organism: Closterium sp. NIES-67
Lineage: Eukaryota; Viridiplantae; Streptophyta; Zygnematophyceae; Desmidiales; Closteriaceae
Source: the annotation of a GenBank genome assembly
CUGGGCGUGGUGGACGCGGUGGAGAAGGUGGAGAUCUCCAAGGACGCCAGCAGCUGGACGAGCCUACGCGCCAUGGGAGAGAGCGCCACAGGUGGCCCAGGCCGGGCAGCAGCUGGUGCUGCAACUUGUGAAUGUGAUCCCGGCCAAGUGGAGCGCCGGGACGACCUACGAGUACACCGUUAUCAUCUAGUAACGAUAUGGCUUAUAACAGGGAAGUUUGGGAAGUUGAGCGCGCGGCGGUGGGGAGCGGAGCAGGUGGGAAGACCUGCGAGAGUACCGGCAACUUCACGCUUCACACAGGCGUUGAAGGUAUUGACCUUGCACUGAAUAAAUGCAUGCCUUGCUUAUGCUGAGUCUAUGCCCUUUGUGUGCAAUUUCUACUUUUGACAGUGAAAUUUCUU